GUUUCAGGAGAUGAAAUAAUUCCUGAAACUAAAAUGGAAUUAGGCAAUGGUGUUAUUGAUUCUAACCAAACUGCUUCAAAUGUAUCUGAGAAGAUUCUUGCAGUUCAGCGUGUUGAACCAGAGCUUAAACAUGAUUUGGAUAAUGGAAUAUCAGAUGACAAAGAGGAAAGACAUUCUAAGAAAACAAAGAAGAUAGUCCGUACUGUUGAGGAUCAUCUUCUGAUACUAAAACAGAUGAAAGCUAGCACAAUGUACUCAGAUUUGAUCUGUCCUGUGUGUGAAGACAUUCUCUCUGAUCCAUUAUUUCUGGAUUGUCUACAUUCCUUCUGUUCUCACUGUAUAACAGUCGAGGAGCAGAAAGUAAAGUGCCCAGUAUGCUUCACUGAAACUAGCCUUCCUAGUGGUGAUAUAAGUCUACUGCCAAAAAAUACAGUUCUGGCAUCCCUUGCAGUGAAGAAGAAAAAUUCUGGAAGCAAAGUUUGUGAAGUUUGCAAGCUUAUGGAGAAGGAGGCUGAGGCUAAAGGCUUUUGUGUUGAAUGCAAGGACUAUCUGUGCCAAGACUGCUGGAAUGGUCACAGAUUUACCAAGUUUACACUUAAUCAUGAGGUGAUAUCCUUAGAAGGAGCCUCUGAAGAAGAAUUGGAUAAACAGUGUAGAGAGCAGACGGAACAUUCCAACUGUAGUACACAUCCUGGUGAAGGACUCAGGUAUUACUGUAAGGGUUGUGAAGUGAAAGUUUGCACUGACUGCAUUCUCCUGGAUCACCAAAACCACCCAUGUAUCUCCAUCCAAGAAGCAUUUGAGAAACAGAAGAGAAAAUUGGACCUGUUGCUGAAAGGUGUGGAUGUUCAAAUUCAAAAGAUACGGUCAGAAGAUUUUGAAUCUGAAAUAGUUGCAGCAGAACAGGCAGAGGAAGCUGAGGUUGAAAAAAUCAAAUCAGCUGUCGAAAAGAUUAUCCAGGACUUACGACAGCAAGAGAGAGAAGCUAUUACCUGUGUGCAACAAAAGUUUAAAAGUCUGAAAGGUCAAGGUCAGAAGAGACAAAUUUCAGCACAGGAACUGCUUUAUCAUUUAAAAGAGGCCAAAUCUAUUUGUGGUCACCUAUAUGCAUUGUGUAACAGUGAGGAAUUUACAGCUCUGGAGAAGAUAUUUUACAGAAGACUUAUGGGCAUCCUUAAUAAAAUUGUCAUCCCAGAACCUCUGUCUUGGUUUAAACCUCCUUCUGUUGAAUUAGAUCCAUUGCUGAAGAAUGAAUGCAAACUAAAGCCACUUUUCAAUGUAUGUAAUUCCAGUAAGUGCCAUGAUUGGACAGAGGACAUGCCGUGUGUUGCAACCCUAAAGAAAUUGCGUCAGGACAGAGAAUUGUGUGAAAAGGUAGGACAUCCAGAAUGGUUUAUACAUGAGAGCAGGCUUUCCCAUGAAGAAUUAAGCAAUAUGCCUAUGACAGAUGAGAAUCUAGAUGAUUUUAUGAGGAUGGGUGUAACGGACACAGUAAAUUCUGUAUCCACACAAAGUGAGAGUGGGAGCACAGUAAAUUCUGAGAAUUAUGAGGAUAUGGGGGCCAAGCCCAAAACCACUCCCCCCAAAAAGAAACGUGGGCGAAAGAAGAAGAAAGCAGCACUCUCCAUGGAAAACCUCUCACAACAGGGACAGAUGCCAGAUGGAAUGAUGUCUGGAAGAUAUGACUCAGAUUUCUAUGAUACAUCUAUGUAUGGACAAAUUCCAGAGUACACAGGAAUGCAGGGGGUAUAUAUUGAUCCUUCUCUUUAUCCAUCAUUCCAGAUUCCAAGGGCUGGUUACUUUCCUAGUGCAGGGUAUUUGAUGAAUUCUGCAAGUCUGAAUUCACUUACAAAUAUUUCAAAGAAAGAUAAGGUUGCUAAUACUAUGCCACAACAAGCAAGCAACCCUGUGAAGGCUCAAACCAAAACCUCUAAGGAAAAGGCAAAAGCAAAACCCAAACCUGCAACUGAAGAUACUAAAGGCAAGAAAGCAAAGCCUGCACAAGUCAGGCCUGUUCAGUCAACUGUGUCCAUAACUCCAAAAUGGAGACUUGAUACAAAAUGCUCUGAUGAUAAUGAUGUUCCCUUCCUUACAUCAGUACACCCAAUACAGAAUAAUAAAUUGGUUGUUUCUGACAGCAGUAAUCACAAGAUAAAGAUGUUCUCCAUUGAAGGACAUUUUAUCAAAGCCUUUGAUGCCAUUAAUCCCACCAGUGUUGUCUUUGUAUCUGGAGUGUUAGUCUGGACGUCUGGACACACUGUUGUCAUCAAGGAACAGAAUGAGGAAUUUGAGAAAGUCAUCAACUUUCAGAAGGACUCCAUCCCUCAUCCACUGUCCUGGUAUCCCCAGAGCCAUUUUGUUGUUGCCUGUGGGAACCACCUGCGAAUUUACCAUGUGGACAAGGAAAAACAGAACUUCACCAAGAAGAGUCAGCUCUCGUUUGAGCUUCCAAAGCAGAAAAAGUUGUCCAACAUCUUCUCUGUCAGGGCCAAUGGUAAUGGCAAGAGUAUAGUGAUGACUGACUGGGAUUUGAAGGCAGUGGUGAUUGCAGAUAAUGAGGGCAAGGUCACAGAUAUGUAUACUGGAGAUCGUGGAAAUCCAUGGUACCCAGGUGGGGCAUGUUUUAAUAAUGCUGGUGAAAUUUUCACCCUGGACUACACACAUGACCGUCUGCUUCUACUGAACAGUGAAGGUGAGCUGCAGCAGGAAUGGAACACAGCUCCCACCAUUACCAAGCCCUGGUCUGUGGUCUGUGGAGCCUCCAAACAGCUAUUUAUAACGGGGAGUGACCACUACGUACAUGUCUACCAGUAUUCUUAUGAUGACCAGGCUGCUUCAUCUACACAGUAAGACUGCAUUCAUAUCAGCUUGAAGGAAUAUACAUAGGAAAGACAGGUGGAGCAUUGAAAAAUGUUAAUUUUGGGAUUAGUAUCAAAUUUUGAAUUAUUUUUGGGAAACAAUUAUUGUAUUCACAAGAUAGGAUUUUUUGAAUAGAAACAUUCAAUUUACUUUAAGGACAGAUGAUACAAAGAAACUUUUGUCAAAAAUCUUGAAAAUAACAACUUAAGUCAUGUUCAAAGGAGUAAACAAAUAACUUUAACUGAGUAGAUUUUCAUUUUUAGCUCACCUCAACGAAGUUGGGGGAGCUUAUGUAAUACCCUCGGCGUCGGCGUCCCAGGUUAAAGUUUUUGGAGCAGUUUUCUUUUCAAGUACUUCUAUGGCCUAUAUUAGUCAGAGAUGCAUGGAGGAUGCUUCUAGUGUGUUUCAUUGUACCAGUCAAGGUUUCAGAUGCUGCAAUUUCAGCUAAAGAAUUACCAGGUUAAUGUUUUUGGAGCAGGUUAAAGUUUUUGGAGCAGGUCUCAUUUCCAAGUAACUAUAGGCCCUAUAUUGACCAAACUUGCAUGGAUGAUACAUCUAAGGAUGCACACUACUGAACUUGCUUCGGAUGCUGGAUCUGACCUACAUUUUCUGGAGGAGUGACUAGGUUAAGGUUUUUGGAGUAGAUCUCAUUUCCAAGUAACUAUAAGCCCUGUACAUGUAUUGACCAAACUUGCAUGGAUGAUACAUCUAAGGAUGCACACUACUGGACUUGCUUCGGAUGCUGGAUCUGACCUACAUUUUCCGGAUGAGUAACCAGAUUAAAGUUUUUGGAUCAGAUCUCAUUUCCAAGUAACUAUAUAAGGCCUAUCCCAGCCAAACUUGCGUGGAUGAUGCAUCAAGGGAUGAACAAUCUCAAAACUUGCUUUGGAUGCUGGAUUUGACUUACAUUUUCUGGAUGAGUGACUAGUUUUA
Molecule: messenger RNA, 3792 nt
Organism: Saccostrea echinata
Lineage: Eukaryota; Metazoa; Mollusca; Bivalvia; Ostreida; Ostreidae
Exons: 2
Coding region: 34-2850 (938 amino acids)
Biological process (GO): positive regulation of DNA-templated transcription
Cellular component (GO): chromatin; nucleoplasm
Molecular function (GO): zinc ion binding; ubiquitin-protein transferase activity
Source: RefSeq, a predicted model, not a curated record